Molecule: messenger RNA, 3960 nt
Organism: Cololabis saira (Pacific saury)
Lineage: Eukaryota; Metazoa; Chordata; Actinopteri; Beloniformes; Belonidae
Gene: clrn1
Product: clarin 1
Exons: 3
Coding region: 76-777 (233 amino acids)
Biological process (GO): sensory perception of sound; equilibrioception
Source: RefSeq, a predicted model, not a curated record
UGACCCGCCGCGGCUCCUCCCCGGUCCCGUCCCGGUUCCGACCCAUUCCCGGUUCUUCCCCAUCUCAUCCUCAUCAUGCCGGACCGGCAAAAGCGGCUCCUUCUCUCCGUGUGCGGCGUGGCGGCCCUGGGCUGCGCGCUCACGGCGCUCGUGGCCGCGGCGCUGCCGCUGUGGGUCCGCGGGUCGGUCCUGUGCCGGACCGGAGCCGAGCUGGUGAACGCCACCGGGCCGGAGCUGCAGCAGUUCCUGGGGGAGCUGCAGUACGGCCUGUUCCACGGAACCAGGACCAAGCAGUGCGGCCUGGGGGGCCGGCGGGACCGGUUCAGAGUCUUCCCAGACCUCCUCUCCACGGUUCCCGUCCCCCUCCACGUAUCGGUGGUCUUCUUCUGCGCCGUGGCAGCGAUCUUCUCCUGCGUGGCGGCCAUCUUCUUCUUCUUCAACGCCUUCGGCCGACCGUACGAGACGCUGCAAGGCCCCCUGGGACUUUACCUGUGGACCUGCAUCUGCGGUGGGUCCAGUUUCCUGGUUCUGGUUCUGUUCUGCUGCGAGCUGAAGCUCCACCGUUUGUCGGAGCGAAUCUCCAACUUCGGCGAGGAGAACUUGGUGUUCCAGACGUUCUCCGAGGAUCUGGACCGCAGCUUCUGGCUCUUCCUGCUCGUCUUCCUGCUGCAGGGCCUCAACGCGGCGCUGACCCGGCUGGCCACCGGGGCCCGGCUCCCCUUCCAGAACCAGAACAAGACGGAGCUGGACGGGGGGGCCAACGACCUCAUGUACUGAGGAGAUCCGGACCCGGACCCGGUCCAGGACUGAUGGACCGGUCCAACCAGCCACCCACUGGUGUCCUGGUUCAGUUCUGACCCACUUCAACCGGACCGUCAGAACCGGACCGUCAGAAUCGGGUCACAGCGUCGAUGUUCCGGGUCCAAACAUCCGGAGAAGGUUGAAGGACGUUUCCAGAACCGAGCUGAAGAUACCGUCCAGCCGGAGAGUUGGACCUCCUGGGGGUCAAGUUAACUAGUUCUGUUAGACUUAGGGAGGCCCCGACACCAUUUUUUUCACACUGAGUACGAGUACAAGUAUUUUAAUUUGUGUACUCGCCUAUACCGAGUACCGAUCCGACACUUCUACCACAAAAAUAACUAGGCUAAAAAUGCAAUGAAAAAUGUAAUGAAUUGGAAGACAGGUUUUAUUUGCAACUGAAAUUCAAUUUUAAACAAAACUCAGCCGGCGGGGCUUUCCUACGGUGGCUGACAAGGGCCAAACGCACUGCAACGGCCUAAUGCGUCUCAAUUAAGGAAAACGGCUUCAAGUACGGAAGCGAAUGAAAUUCACAAACUCAAAACGAGGUACAAAAAGAGGAACGUGGUGCAAAUUAAAAAACGUGCUGCAAAAAACAAAGACAAAUGCAGCAUCAUCAAACACGCUGCAAAUAGAGAAAUGAUGCAAAGCACAAAACGAUAUAAAACAAGAAAUCAUCUUCAAAAGAAAAACGCUUCAUAACCGGUUACCAAACCUGCAGGGGGCGCUCUCAGCGUAACAGCUCAAUGGACAGACACACGGGAUGUAGAGAGAGACCGAACAGCUGACUGUAACGUUAAAAUAUAAUAAAGAAACGUCUCGUAAUGUACAGCGUUGUACAGUGAUAUAAACCACAUUAUAUCACAUUACCGUUCCCGCUGUAUGCUUAAACCAUGGAUGUAAACACUGUGGUUCAGUCAGCUGUUCGUCGUUUUUCUUUUGAAGAUGGUUUCUUGUUUUAUAUCGUUUUGUGCUUUGCAUCGUUUCUCUAUUUGCAGCGUGUUUGAUGAUGCUGCAUUUGUCUUUGUUUUUUGCAGCACGUUUUUUCAUUUGCACCACGUUCCUCUUUUUGUACCUCGUUUUGAGUUUGUGAAUUUGAAUAGUUUCUGUACUUGAAGCCGUUUUCCUUAACUGAGACGCAUUUGGCCCUUGUCGGCCACCGUACUUUCCUCCACGCUUUAGUCUCAUCGCAGGUACAUCAACUGAGCAUGUGCGGUGCUUCACCUGAAGCCGUCCGUGUGAAACAACAUAAACAAUCAAAUAGAAUUUGAAAAACAGGCUAAAUGAAAUGAUGUUACACACUCUUGUACAGUAGGUGGCGGUAUGCACCUUAAAGUUGGUUGCGAUCCGCCAAUAAAACAGAGAAGAAGAACAUAAACAAUCCCAUUGCUACAUUCCGGUUAGCCGCUAGGCGGCUAAGCUUAGCCAGAGACUUUCAAUAAACGAGACAGCCCACUACGGUUCGGUUUCCAGUAUCUGUGUCACGUGACUGCCACGCCCCUUUAGGAGACCGGAAGUAGGUCCUGAGUCUAUUGUGUCCUAUGGGAAAAGUGAACGUGAGCACAGAUUAUUACCAAUUCCUUCGCCCCAUAGUAACCUAAGUAAAUAUGGGAUCCAUUUUUCAAAAGCCACAAACCUUCUGAACAUUCUGACACCAAAAUGGCAAUUUUCAGACCGACAGAUUAGGAGAAAAUUAACUUUGUUUGAGACCUGUCUCUGUCUGAGCAACACACUCUCGCGAGAUUUGGCUCUCAUCGUUUUCCCAUCGGAUAAAAUGAAGUUUAAAACAAAAAAAAAACAAAAAAUGUUUUAUUAUUUAAGUCUUUUUGGAAGAAAGUUGUACUGUAUCUAGUGUUGUAUGUUCCAAAAUGAUGUGGGGAGAGGGGCAGCCACGCCCACUUAGGAGACCGGAAGUGGAUACCAUUUCAUACCAUUGGCAGUAACGGUAAUGCGCUAUCUUCUGUAUAGAGGAUCUUUGGCCUAGCGUGGUGGUGGGAGGAGAGUGGUGCCCGUGGGUGAGACAGCGACAACCAAUGCAAGUGGGACGUCAGCAGUGUGGACACACCUCAAAACAACGGAUGCAGACCGCGAGCUGUCGGCGCGCCGAGAGCCCGCAGUCGCAGCGGCGGCUCGGCGGCUGCUCCGCCGCCAGACUGCACACUCACUCACCCACAUCUCCCCCUAGCGGCGCUAACCAGUAACUACAACAACAAUGAAGUAUCGGUGCGUGGUAUCGGAGAAGUUUUGCGAGUACGAGUACAUGAGAGCAGUAUACCAGUAUCGGUGUCGGGGGCAUCCCUAGUUAAACUAGUUCAGGGUAACUAGCUCAACUUGUAGAACAGGUUCACUUAGUUAAAGUUAACUAGUUAUGUUAAACUAGUUCAGAUUAACCUGUUAUUUUGAAUUAGUUCAGGUUAACCCGUUCUGUUACACUAGUUCAGGUUAACUAGUUCAGAUUAACCACUUCUGUUAAACUAGUUCAGGUUAACUAGUUCUGCUAAACUUGUUUUCAAGGUUCAGUAACUUAAAGUUAACUAGUUCUGUUAAAUUAUUUCAGGUUAACUAGUUCUGUUAAACUAUUUAAAGUUUAAUCUUAGUUCACCAGUUCUGGUGAACUAAGAUUAGUCUAGUUAAAGUCAACAAGUUGUAUUAAAAUGGUUACAGCUUAAAAGUAGUUAAAAUGAACUAGUUCAAUUAAAUUGGUUAAAGUUUACUAGUUCUUUUGGAUUAGUUAGUUUUUGUAGCGCUAUUAAAUGAGUAAGUUAGCUAGUUCUAUUAAAUUAGUUAUCUAGCUUAAGUAAAUUAGUUAAAGUGUAUCUUAGUUAACUAUUAAAUGAGUUAACUAGUUUUUUUAAUGAGUUAAACUUAACUAGCUCUGUUAAGCGUGUAAUGUUAAUGUAGUUAGUUAACCUACAUUGUUCAGUAACCACUUAAAAUAUCUGUUGAAUUUACUUCUACUUUAAAUUUUGCUGAAAUGACAAACUUUGAGGUCACAUGACUGAGAUGAAACACUGAUGUUUACUGAGUCAGGCGUCAGUUAAAGUUAGUUAAAGUUAGUGAAAGUCAGUUAAAGUUAGUUAACAUGAAUAUCAUUCUUCGUCACGUCAACCGAAGACAAACUGUCCUGAUUUGUUUCUGGUGAAAAUUAAAUUGUAAAUCAGC